AUGAAAUUUGACAACAUCCUUUCAGAUAUUAAUGGAUUUGGAAAAUUCCAAAUCAGACUAAUGUUGAUUCAGAUCUUCGGUCGGAUGUGUUUGCCAUGUCACUUUCUGCUCAAUAACUUCAUGGCAGCUGUUCCCUCUCAUCACUGCGACGUGUCUGGCCUGGAUGACGGACAUUUCUUCGGGAAUCUUACUCUGCAGCAGAAACAUUCCGUCGGCAUUCCAAAAGGUCAGGAUGGGACUCUGAGCCCCUGCCGUAUGUUUGCAGAGCCUCAGUAUCAGUAUCUGUCGGCCUCGAACAGCACCGAUGAUGCGUUCACGGUCCCCUGUAGGAAUGGAUGGACAUAUGACAACAGCACUUUUAAAUCUACUUUGGCAACAGAAUGGGACCUGGUGUGCAGCAGGAAAGGGAUGAACCAGGCAACAGCUACCAUCUUCUUCAUUGGUGUUAUGAUUGGUGGGCCUUUAUUUGGAUUUCUUAGCGACAGGUUUGGCCGCCGUCCACUACUGCUUGUGUCUUAUUUGUCAUCCAUGACAUUUUCUGUCCUGAGUGCGUUCUCCACAACAUAUGUACUGUUUGCCAUCAUGAGAUUAUUCACUGGGAUGUCGCUGGCAGGAAUAAGCAUCAUCUCUAUUGUUUUGAAUGUUGAGUGGUUUGGCAUUGAACACAGGACAUUUUGUGGUGUCAUAAUAAGCCUGGAUUGGACUAUUGGAAACUGGCUUCUGGUUGGAAUUGCUUACUUUGUGACAGAUUGGAGGAUGCUCGUGUUGGCGGUGACCUCACCCCUAAUAGCUGCUGUUUUAGUUUGGAGGUGGAUUCCUGAGUCUGCGAGAUGGCUCAUGACGAAUGGGAAAGUGAAUGCUGCUCAUUACUAUAUCACACAGUGUGCAGUGAUGAACAACAGAUCAACGUCUAUGGCCACAAUUACACCCAGGACAUUACUGGAAUCUGUCGAAGAUGAAACUAGAGAAAACAAGUACACAAUAGUAGAUCUUUUCAGGACUCCAAACAUUAGGAAACUUGCUAUAUACUCAGGAAUAGUAUGGUUUGGAGUUGCAUUUACAUAUUAUGGGAUAAGUCUGAAUAUCACUGGGUUCGGGCUAAAUCCAUACCUCACACAGCUCAUGUUUGCAUCCAUUGAGGUGCCAAUGAAGAUAGGAGUGUAUUUCUGCUUGGAGAAACUUGGACGAAAGCUUGGAAAUGCAGGGGCUCUGCUGUCGACUGGGCUCUGUCUCUUUAUCAACAUAUUUAUUACCCAAGAUAAGUGGGUGGCUCGUACUACCGUGGCGGUUCUUGGAAAGGCUCUCUCUGAAGCAGCGUUCACAAUCAUGUACCUCUACACCACUGAACUUUAUCCUACAGUUGUACGACAGAACGGCGUUGGGUACACUGCCUUAGUGGCGCGUCUGGGCGUGUCCGUGUCCCCUCUCAUCAUGCUAUUGGAGGAUGUAUGGCAUCUCCUCCCCGCUGUGUCCUACUGCGCUGUUGCACUCGUCUGUGGUUCAGUGGCAUUACUCCUGCCUGAAACAUUAAACACCCGACUGCCAGAGUUUAUAGAAGACAUUGAGAAACCAAAGCGUCAACAAGUGUUAGAAGAAGAAGCACUGCAAUCAGUAUUAAAUCAACAGUAAACAAUUAACCACCUCCAGUUGCUCUGGGACAAACAGGGUCAAAUCCUCAAGGAUGAAAGAGAUCGACUGAAACAUACAGCUCUAAUGAUGCCCUGAUGACAUGGUGGAUUUGGUCAUUUUGCAUUUU
This is a messenger RNA of Sphaeramia orbicularis (orbiculate cardinalfish), 1756 nucleotides long. RefSeq names its product solute carrier family 22 member 7-like. The record is from RefSeq and is a predicted model, not a curated record. Gene Ontology annotation, biological process: transmembrane transport. Gene Ontology annotation, cellular component: membrane. Bases 1 to 1629 code for a protein of 542 amino acids. Gene Ontology annotation, molecular function: transmembrane transporter activity. Lineage: Eukaryota; Metazoa; Chordata; Actinopteri; Kurtiformes; Apogonidae. The transcript is spliced from 10 exons.